CGCCCCCUCCCCGACGACGUGCCACCGUUUGGACAUCCAGCCAAUAGAACAGCAUGUUUUCCUGUACGUCACCAGGUCAAAGUGUACAGCAAUGGACGCGUCCCAAGUGUAAACAGUCCGGGCUGCAGGUUGCCAGCUGAGCGAAAUGAGGCUGUUAUCGAAGGCAGUGCAGUCUGCUGUGGGUCAGAGGGAGUGGGGCCGCAGGCACUUCUGGGGCUGGCUCAAUGCAGUUUUCAACAAGGUGGACUACGAGAGGAUUAAAGCCGUUGGUCCCGACCGAGCUGCAGCAGAGUGGCUGCUGAGAUGUGGUGCCAAAGUGAGGUUUCAAGGUUUCGAUCGCUGGCAUCAUGACUACAACGCGCUGCCAACUGGGCCUCUGGAUAGAUACAAGAUCCAGGCGAUUGACGCUACUGAAUCCUGCAUCAUGUACAGAGGGUUUGACCACCUGGAUGGUUUGAAAAAUGUGGAGGAAAUCAAGUUCAACAAGUGCAUCUACAUCGAGGAUGCCUGUCUGGAGAGGUUGAGCUCAAUAGAGAAUCUGCAGGAGAGUUUGGGUAUGAUGGAGGUGGUGUCAUGUGGAAAUGUGACCGAUAAGAGCAUCAUCGCCCUGCACAAACUCAAGAAUCUGAAGUAUCUGUUUCUCAGUGAUCUUCCUGGGAUCAAAGACAAACAGACAACAGUUGACAGACUGCAGACAGCACUUCCACAUCUGGACAUAUCUCUGGACCUGGACUGACUGGGAAACAAGUUCCUGUCAAAGAUUGUAAAAUAUGGAUGACUUCUUGAAGGUUCUUAAAGUAAAAAUACCCAAAGUUUAAGGAGGUCAGACUGGAGCGUGAGGGGCUUUGAUCGUGCAACGUGUAGAUCCUUCAGUUAAAACGUGUAUUUACAUGUGAACCAUAGAGUCUCUUUUAAAUGAGAGAGCGUGAAGAACAGGAUAUAUUCCAGUUGAUGUGUCACUUUUCAGCUUUAAAGACACAGUUCACAGAAACUGACUGACUGAAAUCAUUUGUUUCUCCAGCAUCUUUUUCUAAUCAGUGAUUUAGGUUUCUAUUUCCAUCUUAACUCAGGUGGAGAAUAUCUCACCCCUCAGUUAUAACAUUUGCAGCAGAGGUGCAACGCUUCAGUCUGUGUGGUUCUGAUCCAGUGAGCGUCACAUUCUUGUGGAUUCAAAUGUUGGAGGGAUACAGUGGAGAUUGUCUUGGAGAUGUUAUAGGGAACUUGGUUAUUUUUCAACCUGGAGCCUAUUUUCCAUGUUUUUGUAUCUGUGUGACUAAUUGGGACAACAUGUUUUGAAAUUCCAUUCCUUCCUUUUUGUUUAACCAUAAACGCUCUCUGCAAAGCCA
Molecule: messenger RNA, 1346 nt
Organism: Micropterus dolomieu (smallmouth bass)
Lineage: Eukaryota; Metazoa; Chordata; Actinopteri; Centrarchiformes; Centrarchidae
Gene: dmac2l
Product: distal membrane arm assembly component 2 like
Exons: 5
Coding region: 146-736 (196 amino acids)
Source: RefSeq, a predicted model, not a curated record